Ambispora gerdemannii is the source of this 249-nucleotide messenger RNA. The record is from the annotation of a GenBank genome assembly. NCBI's taxonomy places the organism in Eukaryota, Fungi, Glomeromycota, Glomeromycetes, Archaeosporales, Ambisporaceae.
AUGUCAAGCUUACCGCCAGAAUUAUCUGGUGCCUUGAAAAACUAUAGGGCACAUAAUCGUGAACAUCGCAAAGCAUUUCUACUAGAAUUACUCAACGAAUGCGAUUCAUAUGACUUUCACAUACUUCAGCAACGUUUAAAACAUUUGGGCAUGACUGGAUUUGACCUGUUGGGGGCGUUGCCUGUCGAAUUGUCGGUGAAAAUAUUCUCGCAUCUUGAUCCUGGAGAUUUGUGCAAUUGUAGGGAGUAA